AUGACUCGGAAGGCUUCCGGGUCGCCGGAAGCGCCAGGCGCCGGCCGGACGUCUCGCGUCUGGGCUCGGGUGUCUGUACACCUGGGUGUCUCGACGUUGCUCGCCUGCGCCGCUCUUUUUCUCGCCACGCCAGAACGCACCUCGGCGGUGGCCCCUGCUGGGAUUACUGUCGGUGCGCCUUCGCCGCCUCGGCGCUUGUCGCCGGGCGGCGAGCUGCCGCAGGCGCUGGAGGAAUUCCUCCAAGUCAGCGGCGGGAUGAGCCUCUUCAUCGGCAUCUUGCUUACUCUCACCGGCAGCGUCAUGAUGGCGGGAGGCAGUACCAUGAUGAAAGUCGGCCUGCACUUGGACUCGGAGGGAACCAAAAACGCCACGUCGCUCAUGUGUGAACCCAUGUGGCUCUCGGGCUUUGCGGCGUACACCUUUGGUGCUCUGAUGCACGUCGUGGCCCUCGCCUUCGCACCCGCGAGUGUCCUGGCGCCCAUGAACUCCAUCGGACUCAUUGCCAAUGCCAUCACCGCAGCUACUGUUCUGAAGGAACCGUUUGGUUUCCAGGAGUUCCUUUUCACCGGGGGGACGGCUUUGGGAGUGACUCUGUGCGCCUGCGCGACACUGCUUCCCCACGACCAGUUCGUGAACAUGGGCAGCGACACAGUGAUGUCGGAGAAAGACUUGGCUCUGUACAGCUGGCGAGACCCGUGGUAUCUGGCCUACCUCGCCUGCUGCGUCGUGCCAGGCUUCGGCACACUCAUCUACGUGAAUUCAGAAGAGAGUGCGGCGCUCGAGGAGCAAGAACGCUACAUGAUGGCUUCGCCUCGGGCCAACAUGAAGCGCAUCGAACUCGCCCGCCUGAGUGCCUCGCAGGCAAGCUCCGGGGCUGGUGUGGACGGAAACGUCGUAAAUCUCGCCGCUUUGAGCAACUCAGAAAACCCAGGCGGCGCCACUCAGGCAACGCUGAAAUCCAAAAUUCUCAGAGACAUUCAGGGAGGCGGAGACGACUCGCACUGCGCUCUGCUUGACGAGGGCACCCAGCAGCAAUCCCCGGGAAAGAAAACCGUCCCCUAUUCGCGGUGUAUCGGCCUGUGCUACGGCUUUCUCGCGGGGCUGACUGGCGCCCAAUGCGUCCUGGAGCUGAAGGAACUCGCUGCAUGCGUCCACAGCGGCAUGGACGAUCCUGCGAUAUGGCACCAUCCGCAGCCGUACCUCGUCAUCGUCUUCCUCGUGGCCUCCGUGUGGACUCAAAUCCACUUCCUCAAUCUCGGCCUGGCCCGCGGCGAAGCGACACUCGUUGUUCCGACGUACUACGUCAGCUGGACGUUCUUCGGUACCCUGGGCGGUUUCGCCAAAUUCCACGAGAUCCAAGGUUUUAGCGUGGGCGCCAUCACCCUCUUUGGCCUCGGUUUCGGUCUGACGAUUCUCUGCAUCGCGAUCCUCGCUGUGCAGGAAAUGACCGUUCUGCGACGCUACGUCGAUGAACGCGUCCCCGACUUACCGGAGGCAGAACUUGACCUGCCGACGCAAGAGCUGCAGGAGCAACAGCUGGCGAAGCAGGUGACACUGGCGAUGGGGCUUUUCCCCUUCUCGAUGCUUGGACGAACAGUCGGCCGCAAGAGGUUCCGACCUCUCUAUCAACGCUUUCGCCGUACCCGAUCUACCGCGUCCGACACGGCGCUUAACGACUCUUACGGCGAACUCACUCUCAGCUCCGCAGGCGUGGGCGCCUACACUCUACCGCACAACCUCCACUUCAACCGCAAUUCGGAGAGUCUGACGUGGGAUUCUAGGACGCGCCGUGAGCAUACUUUCGAGCGUGCGCGCGCGGAGAGCCUGGGACCGUCGCCUUUUUCUCGCCACUUGGCAGCUGCGGGGCGUCAGAACAGCGAGAAUUCGACGCUGGCCGCUACCACUCUGGGGAAGUCUGUCGCGACUGAGAGACGCGGCGAAAAAGAAGAAGAGAGACGCGUGCACCGCGUGUCCCUGACGGACUCUCACAGACCGACAGCGUCCAGCUCCAGGUCGCCCUUUCCAGGAUCUGCCGGCGUCGUGGCGAGUCCGGCCGGGGUUUCUCGGACUCCCUCAGAUGCAAGUCGCGUGACGGGGCGCGUUGCCUGGGAGGUGAAGCCGCAACCGACCGUCGAGUUCCGCAUGACCCCCCUCGCUCGCAACGCUGGAGGGAUGCAGGGUUCGUUGGCUUCGCCGACUGCCGCUCCGGCGGCUGUGCUCUACUCCGCAGUGCCUCAGUACGCCCCGCCCUCUCGGCAGGCGUCGAACGGUGUUUGA
Molecule: messenger RNA, 2277 nt
Organism: Neospora caninum
Lineage: Eukaryota; Apicomplexa; Conoidasida; Eucoccidiorida; Sarcocystidae
Exons: 13
Coding region: 1-2277 (758 amino acids)
Biological process (GO): magnesium ion transport
Cellular component (GO): membrane
Molecular function (GO): magnesium ion transmembrane transporter activity
Source: RefSeq, a predicted model, not a curated record